Messenger RNA from Lacerta agilis (Sand lizard), 2831 nucleotides. It is a transcript of the gene NFS1, whose product is annotated as NFS1 cysteine desulfurase. The record is from RefSeq and is a predicted model, not a curated record. Gene Ontology annotation, cellular component: cytosol; nucleus; mitochondrion. Gene Ontology annotation, molecular function: cysteine desulfurase activity; pyridoxal phosphate binding. The transcript is spliced from 13 exons. The coding region runs from base 67 to 1392 and encodes 441 amino acids. NCBI's taxonomy places the organism in Eukaryota, Metazoa, Chordata, Lepidosauria, Squamata, Lacertidae. Gene Ontology annotation, biological process: [2Fe-2S] cluster assembly.
CGUCGUUGUUGUGGGUGCCUGUGGCUGUGCUCCGCUAGUAGGCGAAGGACGGGAGGCGGAGUGACGAUGAUGGCGGUGCGGCCGGCGACAUGGCGGGCUCUGAGAGGACUGCUAGCCGGCCAAAGGAGGCGGCUUUCAGGGGCUCCGCAGCAGCAAGGCAUAGGCAGUGCUGAUGAAACUUCGCUUCGACCAUUGUACAUGGAUGUCCAAGCAACUACUCCUCUGGAUCCUAGGGUUUUGGAUACCAUGCUUCCCUAUCUUGUGCAUUUUUAUGGCAACCCACACUCAAGAACUCAUGCUUAUGGUUGGGAGAGUGAAUCUGCUAUGGAAAAAGCUAGACAGCAAGUUGCAUCGUUAAUAGGAGCAGAUCCUAGAGAAAUUAUUUUUACUAGUGGGGCAACAGAAUCAAACAACAUAGCAAUUAAGGGUGUUGCAAGAUUCUAUAAAUCCAGAAAGAAACAUAUAAUUACAACACAAACAGAACACAAGUGUGUGCUGGAUUCAUGCCGUGCCCUAGAAGCUGAGGGAUUUCAAGUCACAUACUUGCCUGUACAGAAAAAUGGGAUUAUAGAUAUAAAGGAUCUAAAAAAUGCAAUACAAGCAGACACAGGCUUGGUUUCAGUUAUGACUGUGAAUAAUGAAAUAGGAGUGAUACAGCCCGUUAAGGACAUUGGUCAGAUCUGCAGUUCCCAUAAAAUUUUCUUUCAUACAGAUGCUGCACAGGCAGUUGGGAAAAUUCCUCUAAAUGUCAAUGAUAUGAAAAUUGAUUUAAUGAGCAUCAGUGGCCAUAAAAUCUAUGGUCCCAAAGGGGUUGGUGCAAUUUAUGUUCGGCGGCGACCAAGAGUAAGAGUGGAACCUAUACAAAGUGGGGGAGGCCAAGAGCGAGGAUUACGUUCUGGGACUGUGCCAACUCCUUUAGCAGUUGGUCUUGGAGCAGCUUGCGAAUUGGCACAACAAGAGAUGGAGUAUGACCAUAAGCGAAUCAGUUCAUUAGCUGGCAGACUAGUUACAAACAUAAUGUCUGAAAUUCCUGAUGUAGUAAUGAAUGGCGAUCCAGUUCAUCGUUAUCCAGGCUGUAUUAACUUAUCCUUUGCAUAUGUGGAAGGAGAAAGCCUGCUGAUGGCCCUAAAAGAUGUGGCUCUGUCUUCUGGAAGUGCUUGCACAUCUGCGUCUCUGGAACCAUCAUAUGUGUUGCGUGCAAUUGGAACUGAUGAAGACUUGGCUCAUUCAUCCAUAAGGUUUGGCAUUAGCCGUUUCACUACUGAAGAAGAGGUAGAUUAUACCGUUAAAAAAUGCAUACAGCAUGUGAAGAGAUUAAGGGAGAUGAGCCCACUGUGGGAAAUGGUACAGGAUGGAGUUGAUUUGAAGAGCAUUAAAUGGACACAACAUUAAGCAAGGAAAUCACUUGUUACCUUGGACUGCAUGCAUAUAGAUUAAAGUAAUAUUUUCUCUACAUUCCUGAAUAAAACCAUGUUGUACUUGUUUUAAAAAUACAAAAUCUUAGGGUAAUCAGUUACGCUUUCUAAAUCCAGAGCCUGAAAACUAAAUCUAAGGUGAUGUUUGUUCAGGUAAACAAUUGUGCUUACACAUCUUCAAAUACGAAUCAACAUUAGUUUCCUGGAACCAAAGAAGUUGCAUUACUUUUAUUUUGGAGGCGACAUUGGCGCAGCUUGAUAUGCCAAAUCUUCAGCUGUCUUAUUGCAAAAAUAAUAAAAAGUAGUUUGUUUCUGCUGUAGGUUCUCCCUAGAAUAAUUUGCAUCUGUUUCAGCAAAUCUGUCUUAUUGCAAAACUUGUGUUCAAACAGACAGUAUGGUCAGAAGUAAUCCUCUUAAAGAAGGCAGUCUUCCAUCUAAAAAGUCCAUCUUAUAUUUGAGCAGUGGUAUUUGCUACAUAGCAAUGAAUUCAACUGUGCCUAAGGCUUACUAGCUCCCAAAUGCAGAUCACAUUCACCUUUUCACAUUUUCACAUUUUCCUUACUUUUACCUUACUUGAUUUGUUAUCACAAAAUAUUUUCUCCUGCUUUCCAGCAUAAUUUUUUCUGAGCUAUUUAUUACUUUAUUUUUGAGUGAUGAUGGAAGAUUUCAAUGUAACGUUUUUUCUGUAGGGCAACAUAUUUCGGUUUUUGCUGAGGAUAAGAAGCUAAGGUCUUGAGAAUGAGAUUGUGUCUGUCUAGAAAUAUCCCAGUUAUAGAAAUAUCCCAGAUUGAUCAUCACUUAAAAAAUAAAACAAUGUCAUUGCCUUUCACUUCAGGGUGCCUGACAGUGCUAGAUUAAGUUAAACUGGUGGUGGUAGUAUUUUUGGUACUCAGAAAUGUGUGCCCUCAUUUGUAUGGGAUUUUUUUUUAAUUGGUAUUACUUUUUCUUGUAGUAGAAAGAAGAAAUCUAUUUAAGGGAAGUUUUUUUGUUUUUUUACUGCUUUCUCAAAUAAAUGCAGGAAGGAAAUUUAACUGUCUAUAAUAAAUGAAUACUUGUGUUAUGCAGCUUUGUGUGCACACCAUUUUGAAGGAAAUGGCUGCUGACCCUAGGCAAUGGAUUGUUAGCACGCAAUCAACGAAGUAUCGUAUCACUUGCCUUAACUACGAGUCCUAUAUACACAACACAUAUACUCCCAUUGAAAUUGUAUCAGCUUCCUUGAGAUAACGUUUAUUGCAAACCUGUUCUGGCAAAACUGCUUCAUGUAGGAGAGUUCUUAAUUUGCAAAAUUGUUACAGAAGUUUUCAAAAGCAUGGUUUAAAAUGGAAGAAGCAUUGAUACUGCAAUGAUGACAGUUUUAUUACCAUAUCACAAAAUUCAAUUUAAUUUUGUGGGCAAGCCAUUAAUUCCCCCCAGGUA